GCUGCCUGCCGCUGUCAGGUCACGAAAUUUCCCAACUCAUCAACUGCGCAAACACCUGUCCUCGUCGGCCUCGACCCUGCCCGCCCCCUGCGCGAGGGUAUUAGUAAAAGACAAUACAGAUGUCCUCGAAGCGCAGAUACGCGGCCUCUGACGUUAACGACGUCGUCGAGCCGCCUCAAAAGCGCAGCAGGAAGCCCAACCCGAAGACGCGCGACCACCAGAACGCCUACAUCGACCCGACAUGGGGCCAGAAAUACGUCUUCUCGUCGGCCGCGGGCUCGACGACGGUCCCCGUGGACCCGGAUCUGGACUUUGAAGACGACACGGAUGCCAUGGCGUAUCUGAAAUCAGUAAGGACGCAAGCAAACGGCAUUCCCCACCUCCUCGUCGCGCCCAAGGUCCCGAUCGGCCCCCAGCUACCCAAAGAGCUACAAAAUGAUGACGAUGAAGCUGAAGAAGGCGAGGCCGUCGAGGAGGAUCGCGACAUCUACUCCACCGGCCAGGGCGACUUUAGGGGAUACUAUCAAGACGGCGCAUACAUGGCCCGGCCUGAUAACUGGGUCGACCACCGCGCCGCCCGCGAACACGACGCAGAGGGCGGCGAAUGGCAAGGCAACGAAGGUAUCUACGACGUUGAUGACGUGGAGGAGGACAAUACGGAUCCUGAAGCGGCUAUUCGCGAGGCCUAUUUCGCCGCGAUCCUCUCCCAAUUCAACGCCCUCCGCAAGACCCUCCACGCCACACCACCGCCGGACAUCGUGGCCGCCCUUCCGCACACUCACGGCUACCACGUCGGCGCCUUCGGCCCGAAGUCGGGCACAUUCGCCAUCUGGUCGCAGCGCCUGCGCGCCACCGACCCUCACCCAGCGCAAGUGGCGAGCAUGAAUAAGGACGGCGUGCUGCGCGUCGUACGUGUGCUUCUAGGCGGCAGCUUCCUCCGUCGGGGCGCCGAGCUGGGGGAGCGCACGAGCCGCUGGCUGUGGGCGCUGCUCGCGCGGCUACCGGAGCGCGGGGGGCUGAACCACGCCGAGACCGGGUGGGUGCGGGACCUGGGCCGGCGGGCGGUACUGAUGAUGCAGAGCCUAGCGGACAUGGCAGCGCUGAGAGACGCGCUGGAGGGGGAGGGGAUGGACUUGGGCGUCCACGACGCCGUCGACGAAAGCUCGGACGACGAGGACGCGCUGAGGGAGAUGGAUAUCGAGGAGAGGGACGGGGAGGAGCCGGACGGUGAUGUGAAACCGGGGGAGGAGACGCCCAGUGCCGCAUCCGAGGUCCCAGCCGAGACAACGAAGCUGACUGAGGAGGCUGAUCCCACGUCGGAGAAGCCCACCGUCGACGACGGCGAAGUCGAAGAUGGGGAGAUCGACGAGGAUGACGACGACGACCAAAAGUCCGAGGCGAUGGACGUGUCGGAGGAUGGCGAGGUGGACGAGGGCGAGAUCGAGGAGGACCCUCCGGCCCAGACGCUGGAGGAGGCCAGGGCCCGGCUGCUGGCUCAGCUGGACACGGCGGCCGAGGAGGCGCCGUCGGAAGCACCGUCGGAGGAAGCGAUUGCUGAGGUCGAAGACGAGGAAGGGACGGCCGACCAGCUGCGGGCGAGGAUGAACAUGCGGGUGACCCUCACCAUGAUCCUGACGGUUGCCGGCGAGUUCUAUGGGCAGCGAGACCUGCUCGAGUUCCGUGACCCCUUCACAGGUAUGUGAGAGAAGAGGGAAGGGGGUGCGGCGCGAAGAAGGCCGGCAGUAAGGAAUUCGCUCCCAAAAUUCGUAAGUGUACAAUUUGCUGGCUCAAAGGUGCAUUCCAAAGAGCAUGCUAGCCUAUGAUAUCAAAACAACAAUGGUGGACAAGCCACCCGGCCUACGAGUAAAUAGGCUUAAUACAAACAAAUCCACGAUCCAUAAGCCCGAGCGUAACCCUCUCUUCCUCCCUGUCUUCUUGAACGACGAAAAACAAAUGUCCUCAUAGCAGCUCUUGCCGAGUACGGAUGAAGCCAUCCCCCAGUAUCUGUGCAAUACCAACUCCGGACGCCCACGUACCCGUGCAUCACUUCAAGCACCGCAUCGUACAGCAAAAUCUCCCCAUCGUCAUAUCCCCUAUGCAUCGCUCAUAUCGGCGUCCGGCGAGACGAGAAAGUCGGCCUCGUCAAAGUCGUCGACGACCAAGUUCUCCUGCUCGACAUCAGGCUUACGGCGGCUCUUCCUCGGCACCGCGAAUGGACGGGCAUUUGCCCACCCGGACGCAGUCAGGCUACGCGAGCCAAGUUCGCUCUCCAGCGAUGCCGUGCGGCUAGUCCAUACCUGAACAGGCCCGUUGGUGUCCUCGUCGGCGAAGAAACGCUUCUUGCUCCGCGGGUCACUAGCCGUGUCCUCCACGCUCUCGACGGUCUCCUGGGAGCUGGUCAGACCCGGCAUGUCGUCUAAGCUAGGCACGCAGUCCUCCUCCUCGCUGGCGUGCGCCGGCUGGCUCGCUAGACCGCCGACCUUGUUGAUGCCGCAGAACGGCAUAAGCUCAAGCUGGGCCGCAGCGCUGCGGCGGGUAGCGGUGGAUGUGGAGUUAUUCAAGGUGCCGGCGGCUUUGGUCGUCCGGACGACGGGAUCGCGGUGGUCCGAGGCAUCGCUCCACAGCUUGAAGCCGCUGUAGGUGCCCGUCUUGUAGCCCUCGGGCACGGACUUGCGCACGCGCAUGCCGACGGAGAGGAGGUUGGACUGUACUUCGGAGGGGAGGAUGUCGGAGGCCGGGGUAGGCGAGGACUCAGCUGGGGGUGCUGGACCGGAACGGGUGGUGAAGAAGGAUGUGAUUUGGCGCUGGGUUGGGUCGCUUGAUGCGCCGGCGAAGGGGCGCUUCGUCCGCGGGGCCGACAUCGUCGCGCAACGGAAGGGAAGGUCUAGAAUCCAGGCCAGUGCUACUAUGUUUCCAGAUAUGUCGGAAUCGACGUUGAAGUGCCGCUCGGUGUGAGAUUGUGCUUUGGGUAGGUAGGUAUUGGUAGGUUGACUUUUGGUCUUUGUUGGUAGAUGGAAAGGAUCGCGAAAUGACGGAGUUCGAAGUGAGUGGAGAGUUUUCAAUUUGUCGCUAGGGAAAAAAGAAGAGGUGAUGGUCACCGUAGAAACGAUCGGAAGCGAGAAAUGACGUACAGAAGCGAGAAGGGAGAUGGAUGUUCUGAAGAAGAACGGGGUGCAAAGAAGGAGGAGGUUGGGGAGGAGAGAAGGGGAGUGAAGGGGAGAUUGCGAGAAGAGGGCGGAUGGUGGGGGGCGAAUGGGUCUC
Molecule: messenger RNA, 3261 nt
Organism: Colletotrichum destructivum
Lineage: Eukaryota; Fungi; Ascomycota; Sordariomycetes; Glomerellales; Glomerellaceae
Exons: 2
Coding region: 120-1703 (527 amino acids)
Biological process (GO): spliceosomal snRNP assembly
Cellular component (GO): nucleus; SMN complex
Source: RefSeq, a predicted model, not a curated record